AUGGGAGACACGGUAGUGGAACCUGCGCCUCUGAAGCCGACUUCUGAGCCCACUCCUGGUCCAUCGGGGAAUAACGGGGGCUCCUUGCUAAGCGUCAUCACGGAGGGGGUCGGGGAACUAUCAGUGAUUGACCCCGAAGUGGCCCAAAAGGCCUGCCAGGAGGUGCUAGAGAAGGUCAAGCUUUUGCACGGAGGCGUGGCCGUCUCUAGCAGAGGCACUCCGCUGGAGGUGGUCAAUGGGGACGGUGUGGACAGUGAGAUCCGCUGCCUGGACGAUCCUCCUGCCCAGAUACGAGAGGAGGAAGACGAGAUGGGGGUCACUGUGGCCUCGGGCACAGCCAAGGGAGCAAGAAGGCGGCGGCAGAACAACUCAGCCAAACAGUCUUGGCUGCUGAGGCUGUUUGAGUCCAAACUGUUUGACAUCUCCAUGGCCAUUUCAUACCUGUAUAACUCCAAGGAGCCUGGAGUGCAAGCCUACAUCGGCAAUCGGCUCUUCUGCUUUCGCAAUGAGGACGUGGACUUCUAUCUGCCCCAGUUGCUUAACAUGUACAUCCACAUGGAUGAGGACGUAGGCGACGCCAUCAAGCCCUACAUAGUGCACCGGUGCCGCCAGAGCAUUAACUUUUCCCUCCAGUGUGCCCUGCUGCUCGGGGCCUACUCUUCAGACAUGCACAUUUCCACUCAACGACACUCCCGUGGGACCAAGCUACGGAAGCUGAUCCUCUCGGAUGAGCUGAAGCCAGCUCACCGAAAGAGGGAGCUGCCCUCCUUGAGCCCAGCCCCCGACACAGGGCUGUCUCCCUCUAAAAGGACUCACCAGCGCUCUAAGUCAGAUGCCACCGCCAGUAUAAGUCUCAGCAGCAACCUGAAACGAACAGCCAGCAACCCCAAAGUGGAGAAUGAGGAUGAGGAGCUCUCCUCCAGCACCGAGAGUAUUGAUAACUCAUUCAGUUCCCCUGUCAGACUAGCUCCUGAGAGAGAAUUCAUCAAGUCCUUGAUGGCGAUUGGCAAGCGGUUGGCCACACUCCCCACUAAGGAGCAGAAAACACAGCGGCUGAUCUCAGAGCUCUCCCUGCUUAACCACAAGCUCCCUGCCCGAAUCUGGCUGCCCACUGCUGGCUUUGACCACCACGUGGUCCGCGUGCCCCACACUCAGGCUGUUGUCCUCAACUCCAAGGACAAGGCUCCCUACCUGAUCUAUGUGGAAGUCCUUGAAUGUGAAAACUUUGACACCACCAAUGUCCCCGCCCGGAUCCCGGAGAACCGAAUCCGGAGCACACGGUCCGUAGAGAACCUGCCCGAAUGCGGCAUCACCCAUGAGCAGCGGGCAGGCAGCUUUAGUACUGUGCCCAACUAUGACAACGAUGACGAGGCCUGGUCCGUGGACGACAUAGGCGAGCUGCAGGUGGAGCUCCCUGAAGUGCACACCAACAGCUGUGACAACAUCUCCCAGUUCUCUGUGGACAGCAUCACCAGCCAGGAGAGCAAGGAGCCUGUGUUCAUUGCAGCAGGGGACAUCCGACGGCGCCUUUCGGAGCAGCUGGCCCACACCCCCACAGCCUUCAAACGAGAUCCAGAAGACCCUUCUGCAGUUGCUCUCAAAGAGCCCUGGCAGGAGAAAGUGCGGCGGAUCAGAGAGGGCUCCCCCUAUGGCCAUCUCCCCAAUUGGCGGCUCUUGUCGGUCAUUGUCAAGUGCGGGGAUGAUCUUCGGCAGGAGCUGCUGGCCUUCCAGGUGUUGAAACAGCUGCAGUCCAUUUGGGAACAGGAGCGAGUGCCGCUGUGGAUCAAGCCAUACAAGAUUCUUGUGAUCUCGGCUGACAGUGGCAUGAUUGAGCCAGUGGUCAACGCUGUGUCCAUCCACCAGGUGAAGAAACAGUCACAGCUCUCCUUGCUCGAUUACUUCCUUCAGGAGCAUGGCAGUUACACCACUGAGGCAUUCCUCAGUGCCCAGCGCAAUUUCGUGCAAAGUUGCGCUGGCUACUGCUUGGUCUGUUACCUGCUGCAAGUCAAGGACAGACACAAUGGGAACAUCCUUUUGGACGCGGAGGGCCACAUCAUCCACAUUGACUUCGGUUUCAUCCUGUCCAGCUCUCCCCGAAACCUGGGCUUUGAGACGUCAGCCUUUAAGCUGACCACAGAGUUUGUGGACGUCAUGGGCGGCCUGGAUGGUGACAUGUUCAACUACUACAAGAUGUUGAUGCUGCAGGGGCUGAUUGCUGCUCGGAAACACAUGGACAAGGUGGUGCAGAUUGUGGAGAUCAUGCAGCAAGGUUCUCAGCUCCCUUGCUUCCACGGCUCCAGCACCAUCCGCAACCUCAAGGAGAGGUUCCACAUGAGCAUGACCGAGGAGCAACUGCAGCUGCUGGUGGAGCAGAUGGUGGACGGCAGCAUGCGGUCCAUCACCACCAAGCUCUACGAUGGCUUCCAGUACCUCACCAACGGCAUCAUGUGA
Messenger RNA from Pipistrellus nathusii (Nathusius's pipistrelle), 2451 nucleotides. The record is from the annotation of a GenBank genome assembly. Lineage: Eukaryota; Metazoa; Chordata; Mammalia; Chiroptera; Vespertilionidae.